This is a messenger RNA of Pecten maximus, 3490 nucleotides long. Its product is annotated as circularly permutated Ras protein 1-like. Gene Ontology annotation, cellular component: plasma membrane. Gene Ontology annotation, biological process: Ras protein signal transduction. Gene Ontology annotation, molecular function: GTP binding; GTPase activity; GDP binding. NCBI's taxonomy places the organism in Eukaryota, Metazoa, Mollusca, Bivalvia, Pectinida, Pectinidae. The transcript has 20 exons. Bases 127 to 3303 code for a protein of 1058 amino acids. The record is from RefSeq and is a predicted model, not a curated record.
GACACAGCCGGUCAAGAGGAAUAUUCUGUGGUUAGGGAUCAGUACACACGUACUGGGGAUGCGUUUCUCCUGGUGUAUAGUAUAACUGACCGGUCAAGCUUUGAGGAGGCGGAGGCGAUCUAUGACAUGUUACUGAAAAUCAAGGGAGAUAACCAUGUUCCAGCGGUUCUGUGUGGCAACAAACUUGAUCUGGAUGCAACCAGAGAUGUCUCACAUGACGAAGGCAAAGUAUUGGCUCAGAAAUUAGGGAUUCCAUUCAUGGAGACCUCCGCCAAAGAUGGAACAAAUAUCACAGAAGCUUUUGAAGUACUGGUGAAAGAAGUUCCCAGAUUGCAGCCCUCAUACAAGGUGGUCAUCCUAGGGAGUGGAGCAGUUGGAAAAUCAGCGGUCACUGUGCGAUAUAUCACCAAUACUUUUGUGGAUUGUUAUGACCCUACAAUCGAAGACUCCUACAGGAAAAAUGUCAAAAUUCCUGGCCUGAGAGAAAAACAUCGGAAAGCCGGAACUGACAAAAGGCCGCAGUCAAAGCGUCCUCCGCAACAACAGGCAGCUACAUCUAAUGAACCUCGUAGUGUCAGCAGUAGCCUGGACGACUCUGGAAUAUUUUACCAAUUUAAACGUUUGCUUAGCUUCACAUUUGGGUAUGCCUCUGGUCAGAAGAGAGUGACCUCGGCUCCUGCUGAGCCCAAGAAGUGUGAGAAAGCCACCAGUAAUGUGGUUCUUGUUUCCCUAAAGACUCUGGAUGAUCCUCAGGCCACGGCCACAGGGGACCCUGUAAAAUGUGACUGUGAUGCCGUCCUCUCCUCAAUCUCAAACACGGUACAAGAUGACGAAAACCUCAAAUGGAAUUGUGAAUUUUGCCAGAAAAAGAAUAUUAUACCAAACACCAAGAAAGAGGAGGUUCCCACCGAGUCUGUAAUAGACUACAUCAUGUCCCCACCGGCCCCUUCCGACCCCGAGGUGGGGCAGCAGGCAGAAGCAGCCAAAGAAAAGGAGAAGCUACAUAUGGGGAAAGGCUACACCAUCUAUUGUAUUGACAUAAGCGGAUCCAUGAGUUUUACAGCUGAACUUCCAGAAUUACAAGUCGCAUGGAAGAAAGCCAGAACUCAGUCAUCCGACUUCGACACUCAGGUAACAAGGUUGGAUGCAAUAAAGGAGGCGUUGAAAAGACAACUUGAGCGACUGAAGCUGGAAAACCCAGACAGGCGAGUGAUCCUGAUACAAUUCGCCACAGACGUGACCAUCAUAGGGGAUGGAAGUCAGGAACCAUUCCAGGUCGAUAGCAACAUUAGUUACUCAUUUGACAAUCUUAUAAGUAGUGGCCAGCAAUAUGCCCAGCAAAUGGACAUCCGUACCCUGGGAGAAAGUUAUGAUGACAUUACAGAGAAAAUCACUAGCAUGUGUACAAGGGAUGCAACAGCCCUCGGACCAGCGCUAGCAACAGCUAUCGGCAUGGUUACUGGAACCAACGGUUCAGAGGUUGUAUUGUGUACUGAUGGUGCACCAAAUAUUGGCGUCGGUAGUAUGGAAAGCUCAGACACUAGUUGUAAGGAUUUCUACACCAUGGUCGGUAACUACGCUAAAGAGAGUGGAAUAGUUGUUUCUAUCCUGGCUGUUGACGGAGAACCUGUUGGACUUGAGAAUGUGUCUCCUUGUGCCAAUAUUUCUGGCGGGAAUGUUGAUGUCCUUGACCCUCUUGAGAUUAUGAGACAGUUACGUCUGAUUUCCCAAAACUUCAUCGUGGCAACAUCAGUGAGCGUGGAUUUCCAUCUUCACCCUGAGCUUGAGGUGGAUGACGACGACUUCCCAAAGGGCAGCAGUCGUAUCACUAAGGAAGUUGGUAAUGCCACCAGAGACACAGAUGUUACAUUCUUUUUCAGACGAAAAAAUACGGACAAGGAUUUGGAAGUGGAUUGUCUCCCCUUCCAGGUUCGUGUAAGCUUUACAAUGAAAGAUGGACGUAAAAUGUUGAGAGUCAUCAGUAAGUCCAUGAAUGUCACAAAGGACCGAGCUAAGAUGGAGGAGGAGAUGAAUGUUGCCGUGGUGGGUCUGGCUACGGCACAGAAAACAGCUGAUUUAGCUUCCAAGGGAAAAGUGGCACAGGCAAGAGAUAGAUUGACCUCCGUGAACAGAAUGUUCAACAAGGCAUGUAACUCUGACGAACAGAAGGAGGAGAGAUACAACUUCAGGACAGAAUGUGCUGAACUCCACCAGGACCUCAACAGACGACUGAGUAACUAUUACCAACACACUGGGAAAGGUUCGGACAUGUCGUCCAGGAUGUACAGUCAUAUGAUGAGGCAAUCACAUUCCAGGUAUGCUGGGGCGUCUAACUCCAAAAAGCAUGGAAUGGCAAUGAAAAGGCAGACGACCGACGAUAAUGUUCGUCAACAAUAUUACCAAUAUCAGUCUCUGAAAACACUUAAGAAAAUGAUGGAGUUUGGUGGAAAUUUGGUGUACGUUGGUGGGGGAGGUGAGGACGAUGUGGAGAUGGUCACUGAGGAAGAUCAGAAAGAACUUGUACCAUCAACACCACAGGAUGACCAGGACACAGGCGAUUCAUGCAUACUGGACAUCCUGGACACAGCCGGUCAAGAGGAAUAUUCUGUGGUUAGGGAUCAGUACACACGUACUGGGGAUGCUUUUCUCCUGGUGUAUAGUAUAACUGACCGGUCAAGCUUUGAGGAGGCGGAGGCGAUCUAUGACAUGUUACUGAAAAUCAAGGGAGAUAACCAUGUUCCAGCGGUUCUAUGUGGCAACAAAAUUGAUUUGGAUGCAACACGAGAUGUCUCACAUGACGAAGGCAAAGUAUUGGCACAGAAACUAGGGAUUCCCUUCAUGGAGACUUCCGCCAAAGACGGAACAAAUAUCACACAGGUUUUUGAAGUACUGGUGAAAGAAGUUCCUAGAUUGCAGCCCUCAUACAAGGUGGUCAUCCUAGGGAGUGGAGCAGUUGGAAAAUCAGCGGUCACCCUGCGAUAUAUCACCAAUGAAUUUGUUGAUUGUUAUGACCCUACAAUCGAAGACUCCUACAGAAAAAAUAUCAACAUUCCUGGCCUGAGGGAAAAACAUAAGAAAGCUGGAACUGAUAAAAAGCAACACUCACAGCUUCCUCAGCAACAGCAAGCAGCUAUGUCUAAUGAACCCGAUGGUGCUGGUCAGACCACUUCACCACUCCCAUCUAGCUCUGGUAGCUCCGUCCCCAAGGAACCGAAGAAGUGUGAGAAAGCCACCAGUAAUGUGGUUCUUGUUUCCCUAAGACUCUGGAUGAUCCUCAGGCCACGGCCACAGGGGACCCUGUAAAAUGCGACUGUGAUGCCGUCCUCUCCUCAAUCUCAAACACGGUACAAGAUGACGAAAACCUCAAAUGGAAUUGUGAAUUUUGCCAGAAAGAGAAUAUUAUACCAAACACCAAGAAAGAGGAGGUCCCCACCGAGUCUGUAAUAGACUACAUCAUGUCCCAACCAGACCCUUCCGACCCCGAGGUGGG